AUGGGUUUCUUACUAUCCAAUUAUCAACUCACAAUAUGUAUCCUCCUGUAUUCCCUAAUUUUCUGCUUCUCUUCUUCUGCACAUCUUUGCCAUAAUGACGAGAGCACUGCUUUGCUCCAAUUUAAGCAAUCCUUUUCCUUCAAUUGCUCUGCUUGCGUUUGCCCUGGUCCAUAUACUGAUAAUUGGAAAGAGGGUACAGAUUGUUGUGCAUGGGAUGGGGUCACAUGUGAUAACACCACUUCUCAUGUCAUUGGCCUCCACCUCAAUUGUAACUGCCUAUAUGGUACCAUCCAUCCAAACAGCAGCCUCUUCAAUCUUGUUCACCUUCAACACCUCUACCUUUCUGGAAACAACUUCAAUCACUCUCAAAUUUUACCUUCAUUUGGCCAUUUCACAAAUUUGACCCAUCUUCACCUCCAUUACUCCCAUCUUUCUGGCCCAAUACAAUCAUUAGAAGAAGAAGAAGUCUGGCAAGGGAAUAACUUCUCCAAUAGCAUUUUCCACUUACAGAAAUUGCAGGAGCUGCUGUUAGGCGGUAACAGAGAACUCACAGGUAAACUUCCAAGUUUUAUUAAUGGAACUCUCUGGCACCUUAGGCACCUUAGGUCGUUGGAUCUCUCUGAAAUAGAUUUCACCGGACAGCUACCUAAUUCCAUCGGCCAACUUGAGUACUUGGAGGUGCUACGCCUCGCUGCCUGCAAUUUCUCUGGUACGAUUCCGAGAUCGCUUACAAACCUCACGCGAUUAAUUUCGCUUGAUCUUAGCUUUAAUAAAUUGAUCAAUGGUCAAUUCCCAUCUUCAAUCGGCCAUCUUAAAAACUUGGAGGAGCUAUACCUCAUUGACUGCAAUUUCUCUGGUACGAUUCCGAGAUCGCUUACAAACCUCACGCGAUUAAUUUCGCUUGAUCUUUCAUACAACAAUUUUGAAGGCCCAAUUCCUCAACUUUUUUCCAACUUCUCGCAACUUCAAUCUAUAGGCUUCUCAAACAAUCAACUAACAGGUCCCAUUCCAUCAUCAAUAACUGGCCUUCCAAAUCUACAGUAUCUAUUUUUAGGCAGUAACUCAAUCAAUGGGACAAUACCUCCUUCCUUGUUUCAUCUUGUGAACCUUACCUCUCUUGAUCUUUCGUCAAAUAAUUUAAGCGACACUGUUAAGCUGGACAAGUUUGCAAAGCUUGAAUAUUUGGAUUCUUUGGAUCUUUCAAACAGUGGUCUAUCAUUGACCACCACCAACUCCACUCCCUCCUCUUUCCGAAACAUUGGGCUAUUACGAUUGUCGUCUUGCAACAUAAAUAAAAUUCCUGAAUUUCUGAAAACCCGAAUGGAAUUGUUGGGGGCACUAGACCUUUCGAACAACCACCUAAAUGAAGAACUCAAUCCAUUAUGCAAUCUUCAUUCUCUUACAUAUCUCGAUCUGUCCAAUAACCAAUUUGGCGGAUUAAUCCCUACCUGUUUGGGGAACUUCAGUAGAGAUUUAAUGGUGUUAAAUUUGCAGAGUAACAAUUUCAGUGGGACCAUCCCUCAAACUUUUGGAUAUGCAAGCCGGUUGGAAGAACUUGACAUUAGCAACAAUGGAUUGCAAGGGGUGCUUCCAAGAUCAUUGGCGAAUUGCACGUACCUAGAAACUUUGAAUGUGGGUCAUAAUUUCAUAGAAGAUGCUUUUCCAUUUUGGUUGGAGAACCUGCCCCAAUUGAAGAUUAUUGUCUUGCGAGAUAAUAAAUUCCAUGGCCCCAUACCAAGGAAAAGAUUAGCCUUCACCAAUUUACAUAUCAUAGACAUGUCUCACAAUGAAUUUACAGGCACUUUGCCCUCAGAACACUUUGAGAACAUGCAUUCAAUGAUGAUGGAUGAUGAAGACAAAUCCUCCUUAAAUUAUAUGGGCACUGGUUAUGGUAAUGGUUAUCGUUAUUAUUCGGUAACCAUAAUGAAUAAAGGACUGGAAAUGACACUCGUAAGGAUCAUCACCAUCUUCAAAGCUGUUGAUUUCUCACACAACAAGUUUGAUGGAAAGAUUCCCAUAUCUAUUGGAAGACUCAAAGCCCUCCGUGUCCUAAAUUUUUCUAGAAAUGGCUUCACAGGUUCAAUUCCAUUGUCCUUGGUGAAUCUAACUGAGCUUGAGUCCUUGGAUCUAUCCCAAAAUAAGCUCUCUGGUGAGAUACCUCAACAACUAACAAGCUUGACAUUCCUUGAAGUUUUUGAUGUCUCGCAAAAUAAUCUAACUGGGAUUAUACCACGAGGCCAGCAAUUUGAAACAUUUUCAAACACUUCAUAUGAGGGAAAUCUAGGCUUGUACGGGUUUCCAUUGUCAAAGAAUUGUGGGAAUGUCCAAAUAGCAGAAUCACCAACUUUACCAUCCUCAUUUAGCCACAAUUUUAAGUUCAAAUUUGAUGGCUUUGGUUGGGAAGCUGUGUUGAUGGGAUAUGGGUGUGGAGUAUUGCUUGGUUGGUUGAUUGGAAGUUACAUUAUUCAAAGGAAAGAAGAAUGGCUCGAGCUGCAGUUAAGCGGUAACAGAGAACUCACAGGUAAACUUCCAAGUUUUAUUAAUGGAACUCUCCGGCACCUUAGGCACCUUAGGUCGUUGGCUCUCUCUGAAAUAGAUUUCACCGGAGAGCUACCUAAUUCCAUCGGCCAACUUGAGUACUUGGAGGAGCUAUACCUCUAUGACUGCAAUCUCUUCGGUACCAUUCCGACAUCGCUUGGAAACCUCAAGAAACUAAGAAUGUUAGCUCUUGGAGGGAAUAACUUCAACAAUGGUCAAUUCCCAUCUUCAAUCAGCCAUCUUAAAAACUUGGAGGAGCUAUACCUCCAAAGCUGCAAUUUCUUUGGUACCAUUCCGACAUCGCUUGGAAACCUCAAGAAACUAAGAAUAUUGUAUCUUCCAGGGAAUAACUUGAUCAAUGGUCAAUUCCCAUCUUCAAUCGGCCAUCUUAAAAACUUGGUGGAGCUAAACCUCGCCGACUGCAAUUUCUCCGGUUCGAUUCCAAGAUCGCUUACAUACCUCACGCGAUUAACCUCGAUUGAUCUUUCAUACAACAAUUUUGAAGGCCCAAUUCCACAACUUUUUCUCAACUUCUCGCAACUCUAUUAUGUAGAUUUCUCAAACAAUCAACUAACAGGUCCCAUUCCAUCAUCAAUAACUGGCCUUCCAAGUCUACUGUAUCUAAAUUUAGGCAGUAACUCAAUCAAUGGGACAAUACCUCCUUCCUUGUUUCAUCUUGUGAACCUUACCUCUCUUGAUCUUUCGUCAAAUAAUUUAAGCAACACUGUUGAGCUGGACACAUUUGCAGAGCUUGAAUAUUUGGAUUAUUUGGAUCUUUCAAACAGUGGUCUAUCAUUGACCACCACCAACUCCACUCCCUCCUCUUUCCGAAACAUUAGGACAUUACGAUUGUCGUCUUGCAACAUAUGUAAAAUUCCUGAAUUUCUGAAAACCCGAACGAAAUUGUUGGAGGUGCUAGACCUUUCGAACAACCACCUAAAUGAAGAACUCAAUCCACUCUGCAAUCUUCAUUCUCUUCGAUAUCUCAAUCUGUCCAAUAACCAAUUUUCCGGAUUAAUCCCUACCUGUUUGGGGAACUUCAGUGGAAAUUUAAGAAACAAUUUCCAUGGUACCAUCCCUCAAACAUUUGGAUAUGCAAGCAUGUUACUGGAACUUGACAUUAGCCACAAUGGAUUGCAAGGGGUGCUUCCAAGAUCAUUGGCGAAUUGCACAAACCUAGAAAUUUUGAAUCUGGGUCAUAAUUUCAUAGAAGAUGCUUUUCCAUUUUGGUUGGAGAACCUGCCCCAAUUGAAGGUUGUUGUCUUGCGAUAUAAUAAAUUCCAUGGUCCCAUAGAGCAACCAAGGAAGAGAUUAGCCUUCACCAAUUUACAUAUCAUUGACAUGUCUCACAAUGACUUUACAAGUACUUUGCCAUCAAAAUACUUUGAUAGUUGGGAUUCAAUGAUGAUGGCCAAUGAAGACAAAGCUCAGUCAAAAUACAUAGCCAUAUAUGAUUAUUAUUCGGUGACCAUAAUGAAUAAAGGAUAUGAAAUGGAAUACGUUAAGAUCCUCACCAUCUUCAAAUUAGUUGAUUUUUCACACAACAAGUUUCAUGGAAAGAUUCCCAUAUCUAUUGGAAGACUUAAAGCCCUUUGUGUCCUAAAUUUUUCAAGAAAUGGCUUCACAGGUCCGAUUCCAUUGUCCUUGGUGAAUCUAACUAAGCUUGAGUCCUUGGAUCUAUCCCAAAACAGGCUAUCUGGUAAGAUACCUCAAGAACUAACAAGCUUGACAUUCCUUGAAGUUUUUGAUGUCUCGCAAAAUAAUCUAACUGGGAUUAUACCACGAGGCCAGCAGUUUGAAACAUUUUCAAACACUUCAUAUGAGGGAAAUCUAGGCUUGUGCGGGUUUCCAUUGUCAAAGAAUUGUGGGAAUGUCCAAAUAGCAGAAUCACCAACUUUACCAUCCUCAUUUAGCCACAAUUUUAAGUUCAAAUUUGAUGGCUUUGGUUGGGAAGCUGUGUUGAUGGGAUAUGGGUGUGGAGUAUUGCUUGGUUGGUUGAUUGGAAGUUACAUUAUUCAAAGGAAAGAAGAAUGGCUCGUAAGGAUUUUUGGUGUAAAAAUGCGUCAGCAUGGAAAGAGAUCAAAGAAGAGUUACAAACCUAUGACAGUUCAAACUCAAGCAAUAGUGACAGCAAAAUCAGUAUUGAAAAGCUUUGAGGCGAAUUGCACAAACCUAGAAAUUUUGAAUGUGGGUCAUAAUUUCAUAGAAGAUGCUUUUGCAUUUUGGUUGGAGAACCUGCCCCAAUUGAAGAUUAUUGUCUUGCGAGAUAAUAAAUUCCAUGGUCCCAUAGAGCAACCAAGGAAGAGAUUAGCCUUCACCAAUUUACAUAUCAUUGACAUGUCUCACAAUGAAUUUACAGGCACUUUGCCAUCAGAAUACUUUGAGAGCAUGCAUUCAAUGAUGAUGGAUGAUAAAGACAAAUCCUCCUUAAAUUAUAUGGGCGUUUGUUAUGGUUAUUAUUCGGUAACCAUAAUGAAUAAAGGACUGGAAAUGACACUCGUAAGGAUCAUCACCAUCUUUAAAGCUGUUGAUUUCUCGCACAACAAGUUUGAUGGAAAGAUUCCCAUAUCUAUUGGAAGACUCAAAGCCCUCCGUGUCCUAAAUUUUUCAAGAAAUGGUUUCACAGGUCAGAUUCCAUUGUCCUUGUCGAAUCUAACUGAGCUUGAGUCCUUGGAUCUAUCCCAAAACAAGCUCUCUGGUGAGAUACCUCAACAACUAACAAGCUUGACAUUCCUUGAAGUUUUUGAUGUCUCACAAAAUAAUCUAACUGGGAUUAUACCACGGGUCCAGCAGUUUGAAACAUUUUCAAACACUUCAUAUGAGAGAAAUCUAGGCUUGUGCGGGUUUCCAUUGUCAAAGAAUUGUGGGAAUGUCCAGAUAGCAGAAUCACCAACUUUACCAUCCUCAUUUAGCCACAAUUUUAAGUUCAAAUUUGAUGGCUUUGGUUGGGAAGUUGUGUUGAUGGGAUAUGGGUGUGGCGUAUUGCUUGGUUUGUUGAUUGGAAGUUGCAUUAUUCGAAGGAAAGAAGAAUGGCUCGUAAGGAUUUUUGGUGUAAAAAUGUGUCAACAUGGGAAGAGAUCAAAGAAGGUUUGGAAGAAGAUAGCUCAUACAAAGUCAAUUAUAAAUUGUUUGUAG
Camellia sinensis is the source of this 5673-nucleotide messenger RNA. Lineage: Eukaryota; Viridiplantae; Streptophyta; Magnoliopsida; Ericales; Theaceae. The record is from RefSeq and is a predicted model, not a curated record.